CUGGUCUGGUCUGGAUGUACAGCACCUUCAAUGUCACAUUUGUUGUGUGUAAAGUAGCUGAACGUCUUUCAGCGAAUUUGUUUCUAAACGUUUAAAACAUGUUUAAAUUAAAUUGUAUAUUAGUUAGUUCUGUCAAUAACGUAUGCCGACAGCUUGCUGCCUCCGUAAAUGCAAACGGAAGCUCCCUGUGUGGAAGCGUCGGGCUGCAGCGGACAUUGUGUUCCAGUGCUGUCAGACUUCAGGAGGCCAAAGCGUCGAGCACAGAAGCUGAGAAUACCAACACUGACUUCAGCAAGUUUCCUCCCCUGCCUGGCCAGGACAGUUUACUGAGAUGGGAGGGAAAGACGUUUGAGGAGAUACCAAUCGUUCACAUUAAAUCAACAUACAACAACACACACAUCCAGCUGACAGAGAGCUCAGGGAAGUCGAUGGUCAGGACGUCCUGCGGAACCGAAGGCUUCAAGAACGUCAAGAAGGCGACGCCCCUCGCCUCUCAGAGCGCUGGCGUCUCUGCUGCUACUAAAGCCGCAGCGAAGGGCGUGACGUUCGUGCGUGUUGUGGUCAAAGGUCUCGGUCCCGGACGUUGGUCUGCCAUCGAAGGCUUGACGAUGGGAGGCCUGAAGGUGAUAUCGAUCACCGACAACACCCCCGUGCCGCACAAUGGAUGCCGCCCACGCAAAGCCAGAAGGAUGUGAUCUCCCUGAACCAGAAUGCAUUGCAGCAGGAGGAAGCGGUCGUGCAGUAAUAUGCUAAAUAAAGUGUUUUGUUGUGUAACU
This is a messenger RNA of Cottoperca gobio, 776 nucleotides long. RefSeq names its product mitochondrial ribosomal protein S11 (gene mrps11). Lineage: Eukaryota; Metazoa; Chordata; Actinopteri; Perciformes; Bovichtidae. Gene Ontology annotation, molecular function: structural constituent of ribosome. Gene Ontology annotation, biological process: translation. The transcript has 6 exons. The coding region runs from base 99 to 695 and encodes 198 amino acids. Gene Ontology annotation, cellular component: ribosome. The record is from RefSeq and is a predicted model, not a curated record.